This is a messenger RNA of Seminavis robusta, 318 nucleotides long. The record is from the annotation of a GenBank genome assembly. NCBI's taxonomy places the organism in Eukaryota, Bacillariophyta, Bacillariophyceae, Naviculales, Naviculaceae.
AUGAUGAUAAUGAUGAUGGCUCCCACCAAGAGACUGUCUGGUCUGCAAAAGGACGUGCUGAGUUUGUACCGCUCCAUUCUCCGAGAAGCCAUCAAGAAGGAUCGUCAAGUAUUGACAUCCAACGACCUUGUGGUUGGCCCCUUACUCUAUUCCAAGCAACGGACAACCACAGGCUACGCCAGGACAGAAUUCCGUCAUCAAUGCCAACAAGUCAAACGUUCCGAAUUCAAGAAGAUUGAAUACAUGAUUCGAAAGGGAGAAAAACAACUCAAAUUACUGAAAAUGCCCGGAACCAAGGUUGUCAUGGGGACGUCGUGA